GCAAUAAUAAACUUAUUCGAGAUAUGCGAGUAUCGAUUUUUUUAGACCUUUUUUUAGAUUUUUUUAUUUUUUAGAUAGGAUUUUUUUAGAUAGGAAAAGGAGGAUGGAGAGGGAUGGAUUCUCAGCGGCAAUAAACAAAAAAAAAACAUUCGUAUUAUCAUCCUCGUGUUAUCGCAACACUUUAUCAGAGUGCACAUAUUUGAAGUACAUUUGUCUGCGAUGCUGAUAUAUAACACGAUACCGCGAUGCGCGCUGUCCGCGGUACGCUACAACCCAUUCACAGGCUUCACUUGAUCACAAACGUAUAUGUCCAACACGCGCACGAUGUACGCUCAAUUCGCGAGUGUGUUAUGUAAAAUCGUAAAAUCCGGUAGCGGAUCCGUGAUGCGCAUUCGGCAGCUAUCAACCACAGCGAAUAAAGCCCGUGAGAUGGAGGAACGAAAGGUCAAAGUGGGCGACACGGAAAUCAAUUAUGCUAGGGUCGGGACAGGUGAUCAUCCGGUGCUGUUGUUACCUGGCGCCUUGGGAACGAUAUGGACCGAUUUUAGGCCACAGAUGGAGAAUCUGAACGCGGAGAAGCUAACCGUAGUCGCGUGGGAUCCGCCCGGUUACGGAAAGUCGCGACCGCCCGACAGGACCUUCCCGGACGAUUUCUUUCAGCGCGACGCCGCGUGGGCCCACAACCUGAUGCAGACCCUCGGCUAUUCGAAAUUUUCUCUCAUCGGCUGGAGCGACGGCGGCAUCACAUCGCUUCUGCUUGCCGCGACGUAUCCCGACAGCAUCCGCAAGAUGGUUGUUUUCGGCGCGAACGCGUACAUACAUCCAGACGAGAUAAAGAUAUAUGAAAGCGUUAGGGACAUCAACAAAUGGUCGGAAAAAAUGAGGACACCCAUGAUACAAGUCUACGGUGAGGAUUAUUUCAAAAAGACGUGGUCGAAUUGGAUAGACGGUGUGCUGAGAUUGUACGAGAAGCAAAACGGCGACCUGUGCAAACAGGUUUUAUCGAAGAUAAGAUGUCCGACUUUAAUUAUUCACGGAGCCAGAGACGCGAUGGUCCUGCCGGAACAUCCACAAUAUCUGAAGCAAAAUAUCGCCGACUCGAAACUGCAUAUCUUCGAGAAAGGCGCACAUAAUCUUCACUUAAGAUAUCCCGAAGAGUUCAAUAGUUUGGUUACAGAUUUUCUGGUUGAUCAAGCAAAACUGUGAUAAUUUAUUGUGAUACGCACAUACAGUGCUUGCAGCGUGCUACAUUCGAGAUAUGUACCGAGACAUCCUUCGCACAUAGUUAGAAAGCGGUCUUGUGCCACUUAUUAUACAAGUGCCUUUAUAUCCAAAGAGGGCCAGAGAGUACACGGCGCUUUUUCGUCGUUCGACUUGCCCGACGAUCGAACGCGGCCGUAUAUUGAACGGGGAUUGACCAAACAGCAACAUGCGCGACCCCAAAUAGCGCUUUGUAUAAGAGUCUCGUGUAACCCAGUAUCGAAACUAGAGAUAACACUUACCAUUACAUUAAAUAUUACAUUGAAUAGAAGGCAUGGGUCGUGAGCGUUUAAUACCGACCCAUUUCGAUCAGAAGAUAAUAUAGUUCAAAGUUCAAUUGCUCUCGCUUCCGACUAUCUCGGAAGUUGAUUAAAAAUAAAGCUGAAAGUAUGUUGUGUAUUAAAAAGUUAUUUGUCGCACAAUGGAAACUGAAAGAAAAUGAAAUAAAUACACAAUUUGUAAAAUCUAUUUUAAAUACGCGAAGCAAUAUCGAAAUGGAGAAAAGUCUACAAUUCUUAAAAUCUACUUUAAAAUAUAAAAUCUAGAAUGUACUUUUCUUGUUUAUAUAAGUUAAAUAUAUGACGUUCUUCUUUUAUAUAAUCCCUUUAAUUGUAUCUUAUUAGGAAUUGCGAAUUUUUGUAUAGUUAAAUUUUUGGAGAUGGAUAUCCUCGUAAAUGCAAGUCACGAGUGGUUGCAUAAUAUAAAAAAUAAAUUAUAUCCACGUGAGUGCAUUAUUCCAAUUACGUACGCGAAAAAGAACGAUUCUGCACUUUUUAUUUCCACAUUUAAAUUUUUAUUGAGAUAUUCCGAAGUCAUGUUCCCGGGGCGUCUCCCGGAGAAACUGCGCGUCUCAAUUCUUUGCAUUGCAGCCACGUGAACAUCCCUCGCUUAUAAAUUCUACCGGAAUAACGUAGAAUCGCGUAGAAAAAUGCAUAUAUUCAUACCUACGCAUCAAGUGCAUUUAUGUGCAUCACUGUUUAUAUCAUAUAUAUUGUAAUCGGAAAAAUCUAUAUUCUCUUCCAAUAUCUGCAUUUUUCGAUAACAACGAUUUAUUUAAAACAAACAAAUGGUUUAUUUUUAGAGAAACGUUCCUUCUUUCUGUGAAGGAUACGCUGUAGUAUCUCACUUA
This is a messenger RNA of Temnothorax curvispinosus, 2389 nucleotides long. RefSeq names its product valacyclovir hydrolase. The transcript has 6 exons. Lineage: Eukaryota; Metazoa; Arthropoda; Insecta; Hymenoptera; Formicidae. The record is from RefSeq and is a predicted model, not a curated record. Bases 307 to 1206 code for a protein of 299 amino acids.